CGCCAUGGCGACUUCCCGGUGCCGCCGGUGGCCCCUGGCCCCGCUGGCCCCGCUGAGCCGUUGCCUCGGCUUGCGGUGCUUCGCCACGCGCGACGCCUACAGCGUCAUGGGACUCGACCGCAGCGCCACAGCGCAGGAGGUGAAGGAACGCUUCCGGACGCUGGCGAAGCAAUAUCAUCCGGAUCUGAACACAUCUGACCGAAGUGCUUCUAUCAAGAUGGCCGAGCUGACCAGCGCAUACGACACGCUCAUGGAUCCCAAGCGUCGUGCCGCCCUGGACCAAGCCACUGCAGGGGCAUAUGCUGGGGCAGGAUACAACAGCUACACUGGAGGAUUUCCCAACUUCAAUCAGAGCGAUGAAUGGGUUUCUCCGUCGCAGAUGUAUUCCGAGUAUUCCGAUUUGUUUGGUCGCAACUCGCAGUUUCGCACAACUGGCAACGAUGCUGCUAGUGCACAAAGGGGAGAAGAUGUCAGCACCAACGUGGAGGUUCCCUUCCUGGACGCCGCGCAGGGCUGCGAGAAGGUCAUUUCCUUGCGACUGAAGCAGGUGUGCACGGAUUGCAGAGGUUCUGGAGCCCGGGAGGGAACGACUUGGUCCAAGUGCCGAGUUUGCAAGGGCAGUGGCGUCCAUCGACAAGAGAAGGGAAUCUUCAGCAUGGGUCUUCCCUGCCAACGUUGCCGCGGAAGUGGUAUGGUCCUGGACCAUCCCUGUCGCAGCUGUCGUGGCGAGACCACCAAGAUGAUGACGCGCGAGAUCCGCGUAAGCAUCCCUGCGGGCGUGCGGAACCAGAUGGAGCUGCGUCUCGCCAAUGCGGGGCACGCUGGGUCCCAUGGCGGUAAGGCUGGACACCUCUUCGUGCAGGUGAAGGUUUUGCCGCACGAGCGCUUCCGCCUGGUCGAGGAUGAUGUACACCUGGACGUGCCAUUGACCUUGCGUCAGGCUUUACUGGGAGCCGAAGUGACCAUCCCCACCAUCGAGGGACGAUCAGAACGCUUGGUGGUGCAGGCACCCGCCCAGCCGGGCACCACCAAAGUGCUGCGUGGCCGCGGCCCACCACGCUGCGAUGCGUCGGGGCGAGGGAAUUUGGUGCUGCACUUCUUGCUGCAUCUGCCCAGGACGUUGAGCCCCAGACAGGUGGAGUUGAUUGAAGAGUUUGAUGGAUUGCAGAUGGCCAAAACGUCCUACACCGAGGCGAUGGAUCGAUCCAAGGGAAAUACGGUGCAGGUGCGAGGCUACUGGGGUGACAUUGUAAACAGUCCAUAUCACGGCUUUUGCACCAGAACGGAUCCAGAGGUGAGGCAUCGCCUGUUCAAGAUCAACUCACAACAGUGCGCCGGGGAGCGGCGUGUUUCAGAUAGGCUACCAGGUAACAGCAUCUAA
This is a messenger RNA of Cladocopium goreaui, 1381 nucleotides long. Lineage: Eukaryota; Dinophyceae; Suessiales; Symbiodiniaceae. The record is from the annotation of a GenBank genome assembly.